CAGCAACGCUGUGCCACCAUGGUGUGCGCCUGUGGUCUAAUAACGCGCCAAAAUGAGCCAGUGCCCCUGAAGAGCAUCUCUGUGACCGUGUCCAUUCAUGAGUUUGUGGCUGGUGUGUCUGCUACCUUAAACUAUGAGAACGAGGAGAACGUUCCUUUGGAGGCCUUCUUUGUUUUCCCCAUGGACGAAGACUCGGCCGUCUUCGGCUUUGAGGCCCUGGUGGACGGGAAGAAAAUAGUGGCGGAAUUACAGGAGAGGAUGAAGGCCCACGCCAAUUAUGCGGAGGCCCUCAGCCAGGGCCACCAAGCCUUCCUCUUGGAGGAGGACAGGGACUCCAGGGACAUCUUCUCUUGUAACGUGGGGAACCUGCCCCCUGGGUCGAAGGCGGCGGUCACCCUGAAGUACGUGCAGGAGCUGCCCCUGGACGCAGACGGGGCUCUGCGCUACGUGCUCCCGGCCAUCCUGAAUCCCCGGUACCAGCUCUCCAGGAAACCACAGUACGGUAACUUCCUGUAGGACGGCCGCAGGAGAGGGGGGAUUCCUGUAGUCCCUCUGGGGGACCUGCCCUACACGCUCAGCCUGGUCGCCACCGUCAGUUCCCAGCACGGCAUCGAGAGGAUCCAGUGCAACUGCCCCUUGAGUCCCAUGGAGUACCUCGGAGAUAAGACUUCUGCUCAGGUUUCCUUGGCUGAUGGGCACAAAUUUGAUCGAGAUGUGGAACUUCUGAUUUACUACAGCGAGGUGCACGCCCCCAGUGUAGCUGUGGAGAUGGGGAGCCCCACAGCAAAGCCAGGUUGUCUGAUGGGAGAUCCAUCUGCGAUGGUGAGUUUCUACCCAGAUAUCCCAGAAGCUCAGCCGCCGAUGAUGUGUGGAGAAUUUGUCUUCCUCAUGGACCGCUCAGGAAGUAUGCAGUGUCCCAUGAAUAACCAGGACAAGUCUCAGGAGCGCAUACAGGCAGCCAAGGAAACACUGAUUGUGCUGCUAAAGAGUUUGCCUCUAGGCUGUUAUUUCAACAUUUAUGGAUUUGGAUCUACCUUUGAGGCAUUCUUUCCGAAUAGUGUGCAGUACACGCAGCAGACCAUGGCGGAGGCGCUGGAGAGAGUCAUGCUCCUGAAGGCUGACCUAGGCGGCACGGAAAUCUUGGCGCCCCUCAAGAGCAUUUACAGCGGCCCUUCCAUCCCGGGCCAUCCUCUGCAGCUUUUUGUUUUCACAGAUGGAGAGGUUAACGACACAUUUAGUGUCAUUAAAGAGGUUAAAAGCAAUCGUCUGAAGCACAGGUGUUUCUCCUUUGGUAUUGGAGAAGGAGCCUCGACCAGCCUAAUAAAAGGCAUCGCCCGGGCAGCGGCGGGCACGGCGGAAUUCAUCACGGGCAAGGAGCGGAUGCAGCCGAAGGUUCUUAGGGCCCUGAAACGUUGUCUACAGCCUGUAGCAGAGGACGUUUCUCUGAGCUGGGAGUUGCCGCCUGGUCUGUCUGCUAAAAUGCUUUCCUCAGAACAGACUGUCAUCUUCAGGGGUCAGAGGUCGAUCGCCUACGCCCAGUUGACUGGGAGGAUGCCGGCAGCAGAGGCAACAGGAGAAGUUUGCCUCAAGUACACCCUCCAGGGCAAGAGCUUUGAGAAUAAAGUGACAUUCUCCCUACAACCCAAGUCUGAUGCCAACCUCACCGUCCACCGCCUGGCCGCCAAGUCCUUCCUCCAGACCAAGGACAUGGGCUACGGGGAGACUCCAGCAAAUGAUAAGAAAGACGUGCUGGCAGUGAGCCUCGAGUGCGGAGUGAUCAGCUCCCAGACAGCUUUCAUUGCCAUCAACAAGGAUCUCAACAAGCCAGUUCAGGGACCCGUGGUCCAGCGUGACGUUCCAAGGCCAAUGCUGUUUGGUUCUCCUGCGAUGUGUUGCUCUCCUGCAAUGGUGCCCUUCUCUGGAGCUCGCCUGUGUCGAUCUCCUGGUGCUGCAAUAGGGAAGAAAGGCAUGCUUCUCAUAGCGGCCGACGCCGAGCCGCCAAGGGCUGAUUCUUACUCCGAGAGCACCAGCGUGGGAAGCCACUGCACAGACUCUGAAGAUAAUAAACUUGUGCAGCUGAUUUCCCUCCAAAAGGCAGAUGGUUCCUGGGAUCUGAAUGAAGGUCUGGCCAAGGUCCUCGGGAUGAGUGUGGAGGAUGCGGCGGCCGCACUCCCUGGCGAGGGUGCGGAUCCCUCAGCCUGGGCCACAGUCCUGGCCGUGCUCUGGCUGCAUGACAACCACAAGGACCUGAGAUGUGAGUGGGAACUUCUGGAGAGGAAAGCUGUGGCCUGGAUUCACACCCAUGCAGGCUCCGCCGUGCAGGUGCUUGUUGAAGCCGCCAUUGCUCUUCUGAAAUCGUCCGUGGACCCGGCUGUCUUUGCCCCCUGAGCUCGCUGUCCGGAAGCUCAAGGGCCCCUUUUAUGCUGCUGUCCUGGCCUUUCCCCUUUUUCCUGCGCAUGUGUCUGUUUCUUGCCAUUAAAGUAAAGGGUGCCCAGCCCUCCUUGCCUGUGUGUCCCAGGUUCUGUACGGAUGUGAUUCUCCUUUGCCCAGCACGUGCCCUCAGAGUGACAGAUGGAAAACAGGUGACAGGGACUCCAGACUAAAGGUCGCAGCACUGCUACUAGGAAAUGCCUGACCUGGAGAAUUGUCCGCUUCAUUCCUGUGUGUGCACUUUUGAUUUCAUGUCCUUAGGCGACCGGACUGGUGAGCGAUACAGGUUUCGCUUCUUAGGCAGGAUGAAGAGCUGGAGGGAGGCGGGGAGACAACACUGGGAUUCCUGCCCUUGGGGAGACUGAGAGAGCCCCAAGGGUCCGCUGUGAGAGUGGGCGCCAUUGGCCGCCUUCCGGAUGACUGUGCUGGGCCCUACCAGCCUUUCCUGGCGCCCGCCCUCACUGCCUGAGGGUGGAGUCGCACCUGUGGGAGACAGGUGUUUCGUCCCGUGCAGGUUGCAUCUGCGUAGGGGGCGAUGACCGCUUGGCGCCCUGGCGCGGACCCAUGAGGCCCCCAGGCAGGCUCUGACCCAGUCGCUGAACGAGACCGCAGGCUCAACGGCAGCUUCGCCUGAGCCCUGCAGCCUGGGUCACUCACGCCAGGGGAAAGGAAGCAGCUGACCUCUGCCCACAUACCCUGUCCCAGUGGAAGUGACCCUCCUUGAUGCGUUGUUUCCGCAAAUGCUGUUGUAUCAAUAAUA
This is a messenger RNA of Pteronotus mesoamericanus, 3190 nucleotides long. RefSeq names its product von Willebrand factor A domain-containing protein 5A-like. The record is from RefSeq and is a predicted model, not a curated record. Lineage: Eukaryota; Metazoa; Chordata; Mammalia; Chiroptera; Mormoopidae. The transcript has 17 exons.